AUGGAAUCUCCUCAAAAAGACGCAAUCACAAGCACGAUAUCGUUCAAAAAAUCAGACUUCUCUUUUGUAGAAGAUUUUAAUCAAAUCAUUGAACUCAUUUUAACUGGAAAUAACUCUGAUGCUGUUGGAAAAUCUGUUGCUCAACUUGAGGAAAAGUUUGAAAAUGCAAAACAAGUGCUUGAUUCUCUACCUGGAUUGCAAUAUACAAAAGAGGAGCAAGAGGCCCUUUUAGCUGAAGAAUUAAAGGUGCUAGAACACAAAAAGACUCAACUUCAGUCCUACAAACAAGUGAACUAA
Mucor velutinosus is the source of this 297-nucleotide messenger RNA. Its product is annotated as Methylmalonate-semialdehyde dehydrogenase (CoA acylating). Bases 1 to 297 code for a protein of 98 amino acids. Gene Ontology annotation, biological process: regulation of transcription by RNA polymerase II. NCBI's taxonomy places the organism in Eukaryota, Fungi, Mucoromycota, Mucoromycetes, Mucorales, Mucoraceae. The transcript has a single exon. Gene Ontology annotation, cellular component: mediator complex. The record is from RefSeq and is a predicted model, not a curated record. Gene Ontology annotation, molecular function: transcription coregulator activity.